AUGGUACUCGAUUACCUAAGAGGUUAUCCAAAAUCCGAACGGCUCUUAGAACGUUCGAAGAUAUUCAACCUGCCUCCUAUCCUAAAGGAGAGAGAAUUUGGCUGGGACUGUCAGCCUCCACCUUCCUGGCAGGCGAUUUCCCAGGGGCAAGAGCCUGAUGAAAAUCCUCGUGAACAAAUUACGGCCUCCGAUAUAGUAUCAAACGUCGUCACCGAGCCGUCGGCAGAGCAGCUGAUUAACGAAAUGGAAUGCCAACUUGUUGAUCCUAGUGAGCAACUAGAAGAAGAACCGCGCGAAAAUCUAGGAGAAGAACAAGAAGAGGCAUCGAGUGAGCAACACUCUCAAGAGCCUAGUCAAGAGCUCAGUCUGAGAAACUGUCAACAGUCUGACGAAAACCUGAGUCUUCGGUCUCGAAGAAUUCGGUGGUUUGGGCCACAAUCUUCGUCUAGUGAAUCCGAACCCAAUGAAUUCUAUUUCUUAUCUGAUGAAGAUAGCGAAGGAGAUGAUGAUGAUGAGAAUGAAGAUAGUGACGACGGCGAAAGCAUUGUCAUUCGCCCCACAAGGUGUACCCUUAGAGAUACCUCAGAUACUGAUAGCGAUGAGUACGAAUUCCCGGAUAGACUGCGAGUAAUAGGCGGCUCUAUCAGUCAAUAUCGGGAGUGUCCUGUUCAAGACUUCGGCCCAGACUCAACCGGAGAAGAAGAAUAUUUGGAUCUCGAAAGAGCGUCGCUUGGCCUACAGUUUUGGAGCAGCAUGGUCUCAAAUCCUGAAGGGGGACCUGGCAAAUAUAUGCAUUUCAAAGCUUAUUCGAGGUAUGGCUUUCUACUAUGGGAAGAAUGGCGGAUGAUUGAAUUUGGUUUGUGGUCGAACAAACCAAUCGAAGAUAUGUCUGUGUAUUAUCAGAAAUGGUUCCGGUUCCUUUGUCCGGAGGACAUGGCUCUUCACAAGAAGUUCCGAUACGCAUGGGAUGAAGAUUGGCUAUAA
This is a messenger RNA of Penicillium cinerascens, 984 nucleotides long. RefSeq lists its product as uncharacterized. NCBI's taxonomy places the organism in Eukaryota, Fungi, Ascomycota, Eurotiomycetes, Eurotiales, Aspergillaceae. The transcript has a single exon. The coding region runs from base 1 to 984 and encodes 327 amino acids. The record is from RefSeq and is a predicted model, not a curated record.